AGUUGGUGCCUACCUUUCAACAGGUACGGGUCGACUCGAAGGUGUGCUUCACCAGUAGAAGUGAAAAUAAGAUGAUCUCUGAAGUGGUGUUUUGUUGUGCGCUCGUGGCUCUCAUGUGUGUCACACGUGCUCAGCAGAGCUUUUACGAACUGUCGCUUGUGCAUAUCAAUGAUUUCCACGCGCGCUUCGAGGAUGUUAAUACAGCCAGUGUGUCCUGCGAUUCGGACAAGGAUGAAGUCUGUGUUGGUGGUUAUGCCCGGACGGUGACAGUGCUGAAGCGGUUACUCGCGGAACGAACCAACCCGAUCUAUCUGAAUGCGGGCGAUAACUUUCAGGGAACACUGUGGUAUAACAUUCAUCGGUGGAAUGUAACGGUGGAGUUUUUGAACAAACUUCCGGCGGAUGCGAUGACAAUUGGAAACCAUGAGUUCGAUCACGGCGUAGAAGGGGUUGUUCCGUUUCUGGAGAAUAUAAAUUCCCCGGUGUUGCUGGUCAAUGUUGACAGCAGUGAAGAACCUGAAUUCAAAAAGUACCAAAAAUCAUUAAUUAUCGAACGGAGUGGCCGUAAAAUAGGAAUCAUUGGUGUCAUUUUAAGUACCACUGACACUAUUGCGCACACGGGUAAUCUUAAAUUCGCAAACGAAACCGAGACUGUGAGAGCGGAGGCUGAAAAGUUGAAACAGCAAGGUGUAAAUAUUAUCAUAGUGCUAUCGCAUUGUGGUUUGGAUGUAGAUGAGGAAAUCGCUGCCAAUGUUGGAGAUGAUAUUGACAUUAUUGUAGGAGGUCAUUCGCACACCUUUCUGUACAGUGGGGAUCACCCUACCAUACCGGGUAAAUCCCAGGGUGAAUACCCCACGAUCGUAACACAGCGGAGUGGUCAUAAAGUGUUGAUCGUGCAAGCAGCAGCGUACACAAAAUUUGUAGGUGAUAUUGUGCUUUUCUUCGAUGAUGCGGGCAUCAUCCAACGAUGGCAAGGGAAUCCUGUUUAUUUGGGUGCUGACGUUGUACCAGACGCUGAAAUCGUACAGGCACUGAUACCGUGGAAGCGAGCUGUCGACGAACAAGGUAAUCGACGUGUUGGAACUGCCGCUGUCGAUUUACUCAAAACAACCUGUGGCAAUGGUGAGUGUAAUCUGGGUAGCUUCGUUGCCGAUUCUAUGGUGGCGGCUUUUGUUCCGCAAGCCGAACACGGCCACUGGACGUACGCUUCGGUGGCUGUUAUCUCCGUAGGAGGGAUUCGGGUGAGCAUGUUCAGAGGAGAACUGAGCUUCAAAAAUUUAAUCGAAGUGAUCCCGUUCGAGAAUAACUUGGUGUGCGUGGACUUGCGGGGCGAUCAUCUGCUUGGUGUUUUGGAGUACUCGGUGGAGAAAUCAUGGGACGAGGAUAGGUUCAACGGGGCCAAUAUGCUGCAAGUUGCUGGUCUACGGGUGGAGUAUAAUGUGACCGAACCCAUCGGUCGUCGGGUUGUUGCUGUCGAGGUUUUAUGCCACGACUGCAUGGUUCCCAGAUAUGAACCACUGAAGCCACUCAAGAGCUAUCGAGUGGUGACGAACUCGUUCAUAGCUGGCGGAGGUGACGGUUUCGUUACCUUCCCCAAACAUGGCCUUAACAGACGCGUUGGUCCGGUGGAUAUUGAGGCUUUCGAGGAUUACACAAAAAAGCGUUCCCCAAUUAUACAGGGAAUCGAUGGAAGAAUUAAGGUUUAUACUUAGGUAGAUAAAUAGUUCGGCAAACUUGUCGAAUUUUGAUUUAGGUGUACUAACUUAAUAAAGUCGAAAUGGAUUUUGUGUAUAGAAGUAUUAAUUUUAACUCCGCUAAUGUCAAAUAAAAAAAAACCGAAAAAAACCAAACAAACAUUGUUGUUAAAUUGCGAUUGAAUAAUUUACUCUAAUUUCAAUGAAGGAGAUUAUAUGAUCGACUGCAAAGUUUCAAGUUUCAAAGUUUCACAAGUUUCAGCCUGUACGCCACGUGGCUUACAUGAGUUUCGUAGCACCUUGUUGAAAUACUUAGCUAUUUUUGGAUCUACAACGGCUAGUUUCUUGUGCCAGAAGAUCCGAACAUCAUCGAGGCCCGGUGUUGCUCAGUGGGAACGUUUCGGAAUGGAUUUUUUACCUACAUUAUUUGGCUAUCUUUCAGAUACUUUUGAGCUCACCACAAAAAUCAUCUUCCAAAGCAAACACACUCACCAUAGAUAAUGCCCAUUUAGUAUUCACAAUUUAUUUCGAAAUAUGUUGCGUCGAACAAAGUACAAUAAGAGUGAUAACUAAUGCUUUAUUAGAAAAUUUAGUCUAAGAACUACAAUCACUAUCGUAUAAGAGAUUCUCGAAAA
Toxorhynchites rutilus septentrionalis is the source of this 2329-nucleotide messenger RNA. Its product is annotated as apyrase. Bases 72 to 1712 code for a protein of 546 amino acids. Gene Ontology annotation, molecular function: nucleotide binding; metal ion binding; 5'-nucleotidase activity. Gene Ontology annotation, cellular component: plasma membrane. Gene Ontology annotation, biological process: AMP catabolic process. The transcript is spliced from 3 exons. NCBI's taxonomy places the organism in Eukaryota, Metazoa, Arthropoda, Insecta, Diptera, Culicidae. The record is from RefSeq and is a predicted model, not a curated record.